GAUGACUUGGUCUCAGUAGUCGUCGGGGAGGGCAAAGAAGUCUUCCGGAUUUACAGAGGCGUCCUGACUUACCACUCUUCUCACUUCGCUGCAGCAUUGAAUGGGAGCUUCAAAGAGAGUGAGACUGGAGUGGUGGCGCUGGGAGAGGAGGAUGUCGAAGUCUUCAAGGCGUUCUAUUCCUGGAUAUACAACCGACGUCUCCGUGACACCCCGGCUCCAUCACACAAUGACAAUUCAGGUGAAGCGGAAAAAAUGGCAGUAACAGCUUGGGAAGAACUUCUCUGCAAGAUCUUCGUUUUCGCUGAUAUGCGAGGCGUUCUUGCACUCAAAAACGACGCUAUCGACGCGCUUCAUGAAUCGAUUUCUUGCUCCUGGAUGUCAAUCGAGGGAAACAAUGUGCAGUACAUCUACAACAAUACCGUGGAGACUUCUCAGUUACGCCGCUUCGCCGUU
Molecule: messenger RNA, 453 nt
Organism: Mytilinidion resinicola
Lineage: Eukaryota; Fungi; Ascomycota; Dothideomycetes; Mytilinidiales; Mytilinidiaceae
Exons: 1
Molecular function (GO): protein binding
Source: RefSeq, a predicted model, not a curated record